AAAAAAAAUAACAACAUUUUCUUCACACCUUCAGCACAGACUCGUGUAAAACCACAUCCCUUGGAAGUAAAUUAAACAUAACACUCUCCCUCUCUCUCCCUGCCUCUCCCUCUCUCUCACUGCCACUCCCUGCCUCCCCCAGAGCUCUGAGAACACCUACGGCUUCGAGACACCCAAGCUUGGAGAACACCUACGGCUUGGAGACACCCAGUAAGUCAGCCUGUAAACACCUGUGGCAGUGCUUCUUCAGAUUGACUCAAGCUUCUGGGAAUUCUACGGAUGCUGUCUUCUCCCUUGGAGCUAAGAUUGGGUCACAGCAAGAAGGAUGGUGAGGUGAGGCAGGCCAGGCUCAACUCAAGGAUGCAGCCAGAAUUUACAAGGAUGCCAAGUAGGAGAUACCCAGUAAGUCAGCCUGUAAACACCUGUAGCAGUCUCCCUGCCCCUCCCUGCCUCCCCCAGAGCUUGGAGAACACCUACGGCGUGGAGACACCCAGUAAGUCAGCCUGUAAACACCUGUGGCAGUUCUGUGUUGAGCAUCACGCCUUCUUCAGAUUAACUCAAGCUUCUGGGAAUUCUGCAGAUGCUGUCUUCUCCCUCAGAGGAGGAUUGUGGAAAGUGCACAGGACACACCAAGACUGGAGAACACUAAGGCAAAACAUUUUUCGAUCAAGUUCUAUGACGUUAGGGGGUCGCAGCUCCUCCCCCCACAGCACCAGUUCAGCCUCGCAUCCCCCCAUUACCACCACCACCACCACCACCAGGGUACAAGGAGAGAGUCCCAAGUCCCUCCAGUCAACUACUACUACUACUACUUCUGGUGGUCAUGACUAUUGGGUGUUGAGAAGGGCCUCCAGUGUGGAUAGUCAGUUGUCGGUGGACUCCAGGGCUCACAGAUCAGGCAGCAGCAAGCCUCAGUGGGCCCAGGUCACAGUGGGUCACACUCAGGUCAGAGGUCACAUGGCCACAGUGCACGACCUGACACACAAGAGUGGGUACCACCCUUCAGGUGUGGACACGGAGGUUGACUCCCUCCACCACCACCACCACCACCACCACUCGGCUAACAAGAAACAACAUCACAAACACCGUAACUCCAGUGAUUGGAAGGCUACCCUCCCCCUGUGGAUGGAGAGAGCCCUCCCCUCCAUACACGCCAUCCACGCACUCCAAGAACCAUACACUUCCGAAGGGCUGCAGUAAGGUUUUCUUCAAAUAUGAGGCCCAGGAUGGUGGGAGUGGGGGCAAUGUGUGGCCCCUCUCCCCUCCCCCUCCCCCUUGGCCCUGAGGAGGAGGAGGAGGAGGAGGAGGAGGAGCAGCAGCAGCAGCAGCAGCAGCAAUGUGAUGCCAACUGUUCUUGGGUCAAUAAUGUUUGUUUGUUUGUUUGUUUGUUUAUCUGUUUGGAAAUUAGUUUUGUGAGAGAGAGAGAGAGAGAGAGAGAGAGAGAGAGAGAGAGCAUUACGAAAGGAGAAAAUAAUUUAAUAUAUCAGUGGAAAGAGAGAGAGAGAGAGAGAGAGAGAGAGCAAAUCUAUUUUCAUACAUGUAUUUAUUGUAUAAUGUAAAAUUCUCUCUGUCUGUCAGUCUGUUUGUAUGUAUGUCUGUAUGUAAACACACAUACACACAUACCCAAUGUACUUGUGUGUGUGUGUGUGUGUGUUAAUGUAAAAAGUUAUAUUGAAAAUUUAAGUAUAUUCUUAAGUUUAGAUUUAAGUAAGUUAUGUUUGUCUGUGUGUAAGUGUUAGUAGUAUAUAAGUAAUUAGAGAGAGAGAGAGAGAGAGAGAGAGAGAGAGAGAGAGAGAGAGAGGUACUUUAGUGUAAUGGAAGUAGAAAAAUCACUAUAUUCUUUUUUUAAACAAAUUUUUUGUACCAACAAACUUCAACAGGUUAAUUAUUUUUUUUGGUACAGCCUAUAGAAUUAGAAAAAAAUUGUAUACAUAGGCUGAAAAAAAACUUUAGGUAGGCCUGUUUUUUCAUUUUCUUUGCUCUUUGUUUGUUUGUUUGUUGCUUUUAACUUGAAAUUUGUUUGUUUGUUUGGUAUAUUUUAUUUAUUUUAUUUUAUUUAUUUAUUUAUUUAUUUUUGCUUGAUUUUUCUUUUUUGAAAUUGUCAUAAUUUUUUUUCUUGUUUAUCUUUAUUCCUUGUUUUGUUUUAUUACUUUGCUGUUUUCCUUCUUUUCUCUGCCAUUUAUUUUAGUUAUUUAUUUUUUUGAGGGGGCUUUAUUUUUGUUUACUAUAUUUUUUAAUUUUCUAUUUUUUUUAUUUUUAUUUUUGUUUUGCUCUAUUUUUUUCCCUUUAUUUUCUACAUUAUUUUUUCUUAUUUAAUAUUUUUGUUCAUUUUCUCAUUUCAAUAUUUUCUUCAUUUUUUUCAAUUUUUUUCAUUAUUCAGUUUUUUAUAUAUUUUUUUGCUGCUUUUUCUUUUAUUUUCCUUCUCUUUUUUUUCUAUUGCAGUGACCUAUAUUUGUUUGUUUGUUUACUGUUUAAUAUUUUUGUUUAUUUCAUUAACUUAUUUUUUAUGAAUUGCUGUUAUUUGUUUGUUUCUAAUUAUAUUUGCUUCAAUUUGCUUGUGUACUCCUCUCUCUCUCUCUCUCUCUCUCUCUCUCUCUCUCUCUCUCUCUCCAUUUUAAUUUUUUUCUUUAUCAUUUAUCAUCUUUUGUUUUCAUCAUUCUCUCUCUCUCUCUAGGUCAAUAAAAUAGCAGUUACCAUAUACCUUUAUUGAAGAGUACACACACACAUAUAAAGGGGUGGGGGUUGGCUGUGGGGGGUGACUGUGGGUUUGUAAGCAUACUGUGGGGCUGAGAGAGAGAGAGAGAGAGAGAGAGAGAGAGAGAGAGAGAGAGAGAGAGAGAGAGAGAGAGAGAGAGAGAGAGAGAGAGAGAGAGAGAGAGAGAGAGGGGCCCACACA
This is a messenger RNA of Scylla paramamosain (green mud crab), 2896 nucleotides long. RefSeq lists its product as uncharacterized. Bases 280 to 1200 code for a protein of 306 amino acids. NCBI's taxonomy places the organism in Eukaryota, Metazoa, Arthropoda, Malacostraca, Decapoda, Portunidae. The transcript has 8 exons. The record is from RefSeq and is a predicted model, not a curated record.